Molecule: messenger RNA, 2545 nt
Organism: Diaporthe batatas
Lineage: Eukaryota; Fungi; Ascomycota; Sordariomycetes; Diaporthales; Diaporthaceae
Exons: 6
Coding region: 176-988 (270 amino acids)
Biological process (GO): signal transduction
Cellular component (GO): cytoplasm
Source: RefSeq, a predicted model, not a curated record
AACCUCCCCCAUCAACGACCUCAACCAUUCCGCUUCCCACUUACUUCCCUCUCCCUCUCCAUCUUGCGAUAAACCACAAUCCUUCUCUCGUGAUUUCUUCACCAGUAAACCAAGUCGAAAACCCGAGCCCCAUUCCGUUUCCGUUCCUUUGCAUCAGACUUCCAACUCCGACAAAAUGGGUCACGAGGAUGCCGUCUACCUGGCCAAGCUCGCCGAGCAGGCUGAGCGCUAUGAGGAAAUGGUCGAGAACAUGAAGAUCGUCGCCUCCGAGGACCGCGAUCUGACCGUCGAGGAGCGAAACCUGCUCUCCGUUGCCUACAAGAACGUCAUCGGUGCCCGCCGUGCCUCGUGGAGAAUCGUUACGUCUAUUGAGCAGAAGGAGGAGUCCAAGGGCAACAGCACCCAGGUGACUCUGAUCAAGGAGUACCGUCAGAAGAUCGAGGCCGAGCUUGCCAAGAUCUGCGAGGACAUCCUGGAGGUUCUGGACCAGCACCUGAUUCCUUCCGCUAAGACCGGGGAGUCCAAGGUCUUCUACCACAAGAUGAAGGGCGACUACCAUCGCUACCUCGCCGAGUUCGCCAUUGGCGACAAGCGCAAGGACUCUGCUGACAAGUCCCUCGAGGCCUACAAGGCUGCUACCGAGGUCGCCCAGACCGAGCUCCCCCCCACACACCCCAUCCGUCUGGGUCUUGCCCUGAAUUUCUCCGUCUUCUACUACGAGAUCUUGAACGCUCCCGACCAGGCCUGCCACCUGGCCAAGCAGGCUUUUGAUGACGCCAUCGCUGAGCUCGACACCCUGUCCGAGGAGAGCUACAAGGAUUCGACCCUCAUCAUGCAGCUGCUCCGCGACAACCUCACCCUCUGGACUUCGUCCGAUGCUGAGGCCGCCCCUGCCGCGUCGAAUGCCGCCGCCGCCGAGGCUCCUGCUGCCUCGGCCGAGGAGAAGCCCGCAGAGCCUGCUCCCGAGGAGCCCAAGGCUGCCGAGUAAGGCGAGGCGCAGCGCAUUUUCCCUCUAUCGUCGUGACCGGAUUGGUUUACAAUGCUUGAUCCCCCCUGGAGGAAAUCGGUGUCAUUGGAGUGCGGUUUCGGAGAACUCAAAGAAAUGCGGCAUGGUUUACUCGACGCAAAUACACAAAGACGGACGAUUUUGAAGUCAUCCACCACGGGGCUAAGAAGCAUUUUGGAGUUUUUUCUCCUUCAAAUCGCUCUUAUUUAGACUCUAAUGACGGAAGGACCAGGAUCGUCUGGACAAUAAAGCUGACUUGACUUUACCCUGCUUUUUUUUUACACUGAUGGUUUUUAAUGGCCUUUCUCAUUCAACACCCGACUUACACAGUCUAGGUAGUUUAUCGGAAUGAGUACCUUCUGCCUAACCCACAUCACGGCGAUGUUUGCCGUGAUAACUCUUGCCCGAUCUAAAUUGACUGCACCGGCUCACAUGCGCAGCUGGCUUGGCGUGCCCAACGCGUACUGUGCGCGUGUCUUGAUAUGCCCGCAUCUAACCAACACGACCAUCACUGUCAGUAAACUAUCCCGGGUUGCGCUGCCCUCAUCUGUGCAUCACAAGAGCGCCCGGCCAAGGUCUAAGGCCCGCUGCGUUUGAACUGGUGCGAUGUAGUGCUCAAUUUCAGCUCGGCUGGCCCGUUGACCGCGCCGCGUGGCCCCAAGACCCUUUCACAUGCAACUUGGAUCCUUGCCGCCCACACCAACUCCGACACUACCACCACCACUACCUGCCCCCUCUACUGCUGUCAUCGACGUCGUCCUCCACGACUGCGAAACACACCCUCAGCCACAGGCUGCAGUCCUGGCACCCGACAACCAGCUCGCCCAAAUCCCCGGCCUCCUCCAGGUCGUCCUCGCCGAAGGCAUACCCUUCCUCGUUCCCGCACCGGCAGCCGCGGUGCCAACGGGUCGUCGCGCGCGCGGCGUCCUCGGUAUAGUCCAGGUCGUCGAGGUCCACGGUCUCUAUCCCCGUCUGGAAGGUGGCGCUGGUGGCGCGGCUGCCGUCUGCGGAUGGUGUGGUCGGGUUGCGGGUGAGGGCAAGGUGGCGGUCGUAUGCGGUGCGCUCUGCGGGGUGUGAGAGGGUGGUGUAUGCGCGGGUGAUCUGGUCUACUGUUGGAGGAGGUGAUGUUGAUGAUGAUGAUGAUGAUGAUGAUGUGUUUGCCGUUUCUGCUGCUGCCCUGUGCGGCGCGUUGGUCUUGUCUGGGUGGUGGCGGAGGAGGGCGCGGUGGUAGGCUUGUCUUAUAAUCUUGGGGAUCUGGUCUUGGUUUGAGUCCUCUAUCAGGCUCUUUGGUAUAGCUAGGACCUCAUAAUGGGUUGGUUCGGUCAUAGUGGGAGAUGAUUCCUGUUUUGGCCGAGCAUGAUGGACGACACGAUAUUCGCGCUUGCGCUCCCUGAUGAAGAUUUUCUUCGGGUUGAGAUUGUAGGUCACGUGCUACAACCUCCUAGCUUGGUCUCGUCAGGAGCGGAAAGGCCUGAAAUUGCAUGCAAACCUUGAAAGCAGGAAAUGCGUGUAGGUGUGUAGGUGUAGGGGUCAAAUUGU